GUUACAUUGCAAAAUUUAAAAAAUGUGCUGUAUAUCACAGAGUAGUGAGAAUCAUGUAUUUAUAAAGGGAAAUACUCAUAACAACAUAACUACAGAUAUUUUAGUAAUACAAUGUGAUGUUUAUAAUGUCGAUCUGUUUUAUCUUUACCUAUAACUAUUGAUGAGGACAGAGCUAUUAAAAGAGAAAAAAGAACUUUAGUAUUGAUACUUUUGUGAACGUGGCUGGCCUUGGGUCAUGUGUUGGGGCGAUGUCAUUUCCUGUGUUGCAGGAACCUGGGAGGCGGAGCUGCAACCUCGUCACAGAUGCAGCACACCUGAGGAAGCUACAGUGGGAGGCCAUAAAGCAGGCCUUGGCUCACUGUUCUCACUCUCUCACCUGGUUUGUCACCUGCGUGGCUGCCCUUCUUUGGAACUGUUGCUUUAGUCAAGUGGUAACAAAUGGAGGCUUCACUACUCCUUCCUUUGUUUGGAAAUAUUACGGAUGUCGCUCCAGGGAAAGGACUUGUUAGGAUUGAGUUUGCUGUUGGGGCUGUAAAUGUGGAGACCCUGUGCAUCCACUCCCAAUAAAAGGUUCUACAUGAUGUCAGAAGUUGCUGAUCCAUUUGAACGGGUAAAAGCCGUUGUCUUAUCUUGUCAUGAGGGAGCUACAUGUCAGGAGAAGGUUGAUUUUUACAACUCCUGGGCAAUGACUUAUGAAGAGGAUGUUGCUGUUCUGGAAUACCGUGCACCACGUUUUGCAGCCGACACCAUCACCAGUCACUUCAGUGGAGACCGUGAGGCAGCCGUCGUGUUGGAUGUGGCCUGUGGCACAGGACUAGUUGCUAAAGUGUUGAAGAAUCAUGGAUUUCGACAAUUUGUGGGAAUUGAUGCCUGCGAACCUAUGUUGGAGAUGGCCAGAAAAAAAAAUCUGUACCAAGAUCUGAAGUUGACUGUGCUGGGGGACCAACCGCUGCCUUUUCAACAAGAGACUUUUGACGUUGUUGUGAUGGUUGGAGCUCUGUCCAUUGGCCAUGUCCCGCAUGUUAUCAUUAGAGAACUCUGCAAAACCACUAAACGGGGUGGCUACGUUUGCAUGACAACGAGAGCCAACCAGGACAAUCUGGAAUAUAAAGCCGGCCUGGAACAGGAAAUCAAGAAGAUGGAGGAUGAGGGUUUGUGGACCAGUGUAGCAGUCACUCUCAUAGAACAGUGGGAGAGGGCUGUCUCAGAGGAUGAAGAAGGAUAUAUACCUGGAGUGGUCUACCUCUGCCAGAAACUGUAGUGCAGGGGUCAGUAAUGCAGAUCUCCCUUAACAUAAGGAACUAAAUAUUAAAAAUAACUGAUGAAAAGCUGAAAAGAGUUGUAACAUUAUUUAGAUUCAAUGCGGGGCAGCGGUGGCUGGGUGGUUAAGGAAGCAGACUUGUGUCCGGAAGGUCACAGGUUCAAAGUCGUCAGGUGCCACUUAGCAUGGCAGUGGCGCUACAAACUGCCCCCUGGGUGCUCAGCUUGGACUGCCUCUGCUCACUAUGGUGAUGGGUUCAAAUGCAGAGAACACAUUUCACUGUGUGCAGUGGUGUGCUGUGAAUCCAUGACAACAUUUCACUUUCACUUACAUGUUGACUAGAUAAAACAGGUGCCUUUACCAAAGUGACCUUUGAGACGUUUUGGUAAGUUUUGUUGCUAUAUUCUAGUUCUAUUUUUUCAACCACCCUUUACCAUUUUCUCUACCUCAAAUAUUAUACGGUAUUAUGAUAGAUUUCCCUACUUUCAAUGGUUAGACUUCAAUAAAUCUGCUAUGGAAACAUCACCUCAAAUUUGAAUGGAAACAGGAACGUAGCUGUGCUUUACCUGUGGAAUGACAAAAAUCAUUUUGGUAAAGCUUCAUAUACAGGUUUUCUUAAUUUGUAAAUUAAUUGAAUACAAUUGACUAAUUCUGUUUAAUCUAUUAAAGUUAGUGAUGUUUU
Molecule: messenger RNA, 1943 nt
Organism: Cynoglossus semilaevis (tongue sole)
Lineage: Eukaryota; Metazoa; Chordata; Actinopteri; Pleuronectiformes; Cynoglossidae
Gene: mettl27
Product: methyltransferase like 27
Exons: 7
Coding region: 536-1261 (241 amino acids)
Molecular function (GO): S-adenosylmethionine-dependent methyltransferase activity
Source: RefSeq, a predicted model, not a curated record